AAAGGAGGCUGCAUUGUAUCACCUCAGUGAAAGAUCACAUGCUUGGAUGGAAGUUGAGUUUUAUUGCAGGUUGUCAGGAGACUUCAGAUUGCUACAGCGCUAGAUUUUUAUUUGAUCUGGGAGAAGCAGUUCUAGCUGUGUAGCCUGUUUGUGAUUCUGUAAGCUUGACACACCUGUUUUUUAACUGGGAACUUGGGAACAAACUUGUUAUUGUUGUCGCACUAAUGACGGGUCGGAGUCACAGUCUGCGGACACAGGAUGCUCCUCUGCAAAGAUAACAGCCAGGCUACUGCUGCUGCUGGACUGGAAUUUGAUCUUUACACUCUGCCUGCUGUUACCGUGACCAGGAAAAGCUUUUGACUGCAUUUCAGAGACUCAUAUAGUCUUUUAUUCCAAGGAGUCGGGCCUGAAGCAGAAACAUGUGAUAUGCCGCAUGUGAAAAGAGAACCCGGAAGGACCCAGACAGGAUUAAAUAUGCAGCUGCACAAAGACACAAGGAGGGAAAAUGUGUAAAUCUGUAAUAUGAGGCUAUUUAAAAGGCUUUUUUAUAAAUCUUUUUCUGUGCAGACUAAAAACAUACCAACUAUAUCCUGUAAAAGUUUGCCUUUGAUUGUCUGUGUCAGUCAUCUUACUUUCUCUGUGUAAGCUAGAUGUCUUUCUCUUCCUCUAGUAGGACAGGACUAAUUUCUCUUGUGAUAUAUCCGUACAGCGUCUGUAUCCUGUGCCUGGCAGGAAGAUGGUGUUAUAGACAAUGUGACAUCAGUGCAAACACGGCAUUUUCUCUGGGUUCAAAGUACAAACUCCAUGGCUUCAGCAGGAGGGUCAUUCCUCUCAAAAAGUUAUGUUUUCACCACCACAUGUGAUCCUUUCUUCUAUCACAAGAGAUUUUUCCUAGAUAAGUAACCCUUUGUGUAGGAGUUACACAGCUUUUUAUUCAUCCUCAGUUGUUCUGAAUGUUUUUUUGUCGCUAGUUUCACUUUAAACCCUGAGCUUGGCCCAAAGAUUUCCUGAUCUGUGAGGAAUUGCAUCUUGAGCUUUGUGACUGUUUCUGGAGUUUGCAUCAGGCUGAAGAGGAAUGUUGAGCCAUCUGUAUCUCCAGAUGUGUGUGGAGGCUGGAACUAGACCAGCGAACUGUGAAUGACACAUACACACAUAUUUGUGUUGUGGACUUUUAGGGGUUUUUUUAUACUUUGACACAGCUGCAGCUCAAAGUAAAAUCCAAACUGAUCAAUGGAGUGCUUAUGCAGGCGGGCAGCUGGUUUCCAUGAAGAUCAGAUCCACGCUGAGAGUCCGGUCGUGAUCUCGUCUUACGCCUUACAGUUAGAGCUACACUCUGUUGAUGGAGGAGGGGGAAAUUAUGACAUAGUCAACAACGCAAUAAUCUCAACACCCGGGCCAUCAAACCACAGAGCCCAGAAUGUGUCCUUACGCCAAAGCUGGGAGAUGAACUACCAAGAAGCAGCUAUCUACCUACAGGAAGGAGAGAACAAUGAUAAAUUCUUCACCCACCCUCGAAACCCAAAGGCACUGGCAGCGUACCUGUUUGCCCACAACCACCUUUUCUACAUGAUGGAGCUGCUGACAGGCCUGCUGCUGAUGAUGCUGUCUCUGUGUGAAGCUCCUGCUGUGCCCUCUCUGCGUCUGGAUGUCUAUGUCCAUGCCACCCUGGAGCUGCUGGCUUUGGUUAUGGUGGCAUUUGAGCUGUGCAUGAAACUCCGCUGGUUAGGCUUCCACACCUUCAUACGACAUAAGAGGACCAUGGUGAAGACGUGUGUGUUGCUCCUGCAGUUUGUGGAGGCUAUAGUGGUUCUGAUCAGACAGACGUCCCAUGUUCGAGUGACCAGAGCUCUCAGACCAAUCUUCCUGGUGGACUGUAGAUACUGUGGUGCUGUACGAAGAAACUUGCGUCAGAUCUUCCAGUCCCUCCCUCCUUUCAUUGACAUCCUCCUCCUGCUGCUCUUCUUCAUGGUUAUUUUUGCUAUCUUGGGUUUCUGCCUUUUCUCUACAAACACUUCUGACCCGUACUUCAGCACUCUAGAGAACAGCCUCGUCAGUCUGUUUGUGCUGCUGACCACAGCAAAUUUUCCUGAUGUGAUGAUGCCGUCCUACUCAAAGAGUCGUUGGUCCUGUGUUUUCUUCAUUGUUUACCUCUCCAUAGAGCUGUACUUCAUCAUGAACCUGCUCUUGGCCGUGGUGUUUGAUACGUUUAACGGUGUGGAGAAGAUGAAGUUCAAAUCUCUCUUGCUUCACAAGCGCUCUGCUAUCGAUCACGCAUUUCAGCUGCUGGUCAGCCGGCAGAGACCGAUGGGUGUGUCGCUCAAACAGUUUGACGGUCUGAUGCGGUUUUAUAGACCGCGGAUGUCUGCACGAGACCGCUUCCUCACAUUUAAAGCUCUGAACACCUCAGGGGCUCCCAUGCUCAGUCUGCAGGACUUUUAUAAGUUCUAUGAGGUCAUUGGCCUUAAAUGGAAGGCACGACGCAGUGGAGAGCACUGGUUUGAUGACCUUCCACACACAACCUUUCUCAUUUUUAAAGGAAUCAACCUGCUUGUGAAAUCAAAGGGCUUCCAGUAUGCCAUGUAUGCGGUGGUGGCUAUCAACGGUGUGUGGAUCCUCGUGGAGACGUACACGCUGAAUAGUGGAUUUUCCUGGUCCAGAUUCGUCCCCUGGAGUUACAUUGUUUUCCUGACAAUUUAUGGUGUAGAGGUGUUGUUAAAAAUUUCCGGUUUGGGGCCAAUGGCUUAUUUCAGCUCUGGGUGGAAUCUGUUUGACUUCUCAGUGACAGUGUUUGCCUUCCUGGGCUUGAUUGCCCUUGCCUUUGACAUGGAGCCAUUUUACUUUGUUGUGGUUCUGAGACCACUCCAGCUUCUCCGUUUGUUUAAGAUAAAGCAGCGGUAUCGUAAUGUCUUGGACACCAUGUUUGAACUCUUUCCAAGGAUGGCAAGUCUUGGUUUGACCCUAAUCAUCUUCUACUACUCCUUUGCCAUCGUGGGGAUGGAGUUCUUUGCUGAUGUGGUGUAUCCAAACUGCUGCAACAUGAGCACAGUGGCAGACUCAUACAGACUAAUCAACGUCACCUACGGCAACAAAACGGUGUUGGAGGAAGGCUAUUAUUAUCUCAAUAAUUUCAACAACAUUCUCAGCAGCUUUGUGACUCUGUUUGAGCUGACUGUGGUCAAUAACUGGUAUAUCACCAUGGAAGGAGUAACUUCUAUGACAAGCCACUGGAGCCGGCUGUACUUCAUGACCUUUUACAUUGUUACCAUGGUUGUGAUGACGAUUAUUGUUGCGUUCAUUUUGGAUGCGUUUGUGUUCCGCAUGAACUACAGCCGCAAGAACCGAGAACCACUGGAGAACCCAGAGGAUGAAAAUGGGAUCGUCUUUGAGGUGGAGGUGAGUCGAGAGGAAUCUCUAGCUGCUUUAGAGCUGUACAAACAGAUCGGCUCUGGACAGUCAUCCCUGAGCUCUCUACAGGGAGUCCUACAGGCCAUGGACAGGGGCGGGCACACGUCUCUGGUGUACAUCGGCCGCAGGUCUAGGACCAAGAGUGACCUCAGCAUAAGGAUGUACGAGGAGGAGAUCCAGGAGUGGUAUGCAGAGUAUUCAAGGGAAAAUCUGCCUCAGCCAGACCAAAGCCUGGAGCAGGAGCUGGACAGUCCCCUCUCUAAUGCCUCUCCCUUCUCAGAGCCUCAGCUCAACGCACAGACUGGACCUCACAGCAUCAACUAACUCCUAACUGUUCAACACACUCCACAAUACAAGUGUGUUUUAUAAAAGCUAAGAAGCCCCGUCACUCCAGGAGUCUCUUUGCCCUCUCCAUGCUCCAUUUUUACCACAGUGGGAGAAAUCUGGGACCUUUGGGAUUCAUGAGAGUGAGACGAGUUAAAGACAGCCUUUUUCCUGGAGAAGUAAAGGUGUGUCUCUGGACCAGUGAGGAGGGAACAAUGCCCUCCUUUGGACAUUUAAAAGACUGCAGUAAACAUGAGCAGGGAGCGUGAGCCAUCACAGUAUGUUAUGUACAUAUACUGCUGGAGGCCUCUUGUGCGCUCAUGUUAAUCUUAGAGAACUUUUACCUGAUGCCUUAGUUCAGUGGCUCAUAUGAUCGGUAUUAACACAAACAAAACUAAAAGAAAAGACCAAAACGUAAAACAAUUACACUCCUUUUAGAUCAACUAAUGUCUCAAAACUCAUGAGUGUUUUACCUUUUUUUAUAACUUCCUAUUCUGUUAUGUAUUUUAGUUAGUUAAUAAUUGUUUUAUUACACUGUUUAAA
This is a messenger RNA of Cheilinus undulatus (humphead wrasse), 4272 nucleotides long. It is a transcript of the gene tpcn1, whose product is annotated as two pore segment channel 1. Gene Ontology annotation, molecular function: monoatomic ion channel activity; voltage-gated channel activity. Gene Ontology annotation, cellular component: lysosomal membrane; endosome membrane. Gene Ontology annotation, biological process: transmembrane transport; monoatomic ion transport. NCBI's taxonomy places the organism in Eukaryota, Metazoa, Chordata, Actinopteri, Labriformes, Labridae. Bases 1231 to 3729 code for a protein of 832 amino acids. The record is from RefSeq and is a predicted model, not a curated record. The transcript has 26 exons.